This is a messenger RNA of Carassius gibelio (silver crucian carp), 4690 nucleotides long. Its product is annotated as protein mono-ADP-ribosyltransferase PARP9. Lineage: Eukaryota; Metazoa; Chordata; Actinopteri; Cypriniformes; Cyprinidae. The record is from RefSeq and is a predicted model, not a curated record. The coding region runs from base 185 to 2656 and encodes 823 amino acids. Gene Ontology annotation, biological process: negative regulation of gene expression; positive regulation of type II interferon-mediated signaling pathway. Gene Ontology annotation, molecular function: transcription corepressor activity; ubiquitin-like protein ligase binding; NAD+ poly-ADP-ribosyltransferase activity. The transcript is spliced from 9 exons. Gene Ontology annotation, cellular component: cytoplasm; nucleus.
CAUGGCCAUGCGUCAGGCUUGGUUUUUCACAACAACGAAGAAAACAGUUUCCGCUUCAAGCAAAGACGUUAAUUGGCCUCUCCUCGUUUCGACAAUCUGAAACUAUCGCUGUUUUUGACACAAAAGAAAAAGAUUGAAUAACAUAAAAGUCAUAGGGGUCUGUGUCCUGAGGAAGCUACAAGCCAUGAGUGACAAGGAACAGGGUUGGAUGCCACUGGUUUCAGAACAGACUGCCGUUCUGGCAAGGUGUGGUGAAGCCUUUUGUCAUGCUGUUAAUGUCAAAUUUAAUUGCACGGCUAUUCUCCGCAAUGUGGAAGAGGUUGGGUCCAUUGGUAGUAGCACAAGUGGUGUCUGGCGCGCUGAGAAGAGGUACUCCACAAAGCUGUCCAGCGGAGUCGAAGUAUCAGUCUGGAAAGAUGAUCUUACACGUCACAAAGUGGAGGCUGUGGUCAAUGCAGCCAAUGAGAAACUAAAUCAUGGAGGUGGUCUUGCACAAGCACUGUGUGCGGCUGGAGGACCAAUGAUCCAGAAAUGGAGUGAUGUCAUUAUACAAAAAUAUGGACGAGUGAAAGUUGGUGAGGCUGUGCACACUUCUGCUGGAGAUCUACCGUGUAAAUAUAUCAUACAUGCUGUUGGUCCCUGCUUGUCUCCAAACCCAUCCAAGUGGGAGACUGAUCAAGCUGCACCACACUUAUAUAAUGCAAUCAACAGUAUCCUAUGUAUUGUCUUAAAGGAAAACAUUUCCUCUGUUGCAAUUCCUGCCUUAAGUUCUGGCCUUUUCCAUUUUCCAAGAGAUCGCUGUGCAGACAUUAUUGUAAAGGCUAUAAAACAGUUUGAUGAAUUCACAAAGUUUCAAAGCAACUUAGAAAUCCAUCUAGUCAAUAAUGAUGAACCCUCAGUCCAAGAAAUGGAGAGAGCAGUUAAGGCGAUUUUGGUGCAGUCCAGCAUCUCUGGCACAUACAGUGGAGCUGUUCAGAGCAGCAUGGCUUUGUCUUCAAACAGCAAGUUCAAAUUUUGGAAUGUAACACUGCAACUUAAAACAGGGGCUAUUGAAGAAGAAAAGGUUCAUGUAAUUGUGAAUACAAUUUCAGAAGAUUGUAAUUUGUCAUUGGGGCUGAUUUCAAAAGCAAUUUUGAACAAAGCUGGCAGAAAGAUUCAAGAAGAGAUUUCCAGAGGAAAACACCGUAAAUCCACAAAUGUCCAUGUGACAAAAGGAUAUAAUCUGUAUUGUGAUGCAGUUUAUCAUACUGUUUGCGUAGUUAGAUCUGACCCUCUGGCCACACAGAUUCUUCAUAAUGUGGUCUCAGAAUGUCUGAGGAAAGCUUCAAUGGGAUACAAAUCCAUCUCCUUCCCAGCUAUUGGUACUGGUAAUCUGGGCUUUAAGAAAUUUGAGGUUGCCAGAAUCAUGACAGAUGCUGUGGCAAAUUUUGCCAAAAGUAACAUGAAAGAACUGGAUGUAAACUUUGUUGUGUAUCCAAAGGACAAGGAGAUGAUGGAGGCUUUUGAAAACGAGAUGAAAAUGAGGACAAGAGCAGCAGAGUCCCCAGUAGUGUACAAUGACAUAAAAACAAACUUUGCAUUUGCAGCCAGUGAAACCACUGCACAUAAAAUGCCAUCUGUUGAGUUCGACAGUGUUUCCAGGGAAGCUCUGAGAGAAGCAAAAGAGUGGACAACCAAUAUGCUAAAGCCAUCAGAUAUCAUGACAAUAAAGAAUAAUCAUGUCAUAUAUCUUGGACAAGAUGACCAUGCAAGUCUUCUCUCUCUCCAAACAAUGUUGAAUGUUCGCAUUGAGGAGUUCUUCAGGAAUGGUAAAGGUGGCAUAACCAUCACUGGAAACCCUUCAAAUGUCAGUUGUGCAGCAAUUGAGGUGGAGUCCAUGCUUUGCAAGGCUCAGGAGGAGUUCGCACAAGCUGAGGAACGUGACAUGCUGUAUUCUGUUGUUCGCUGGAGCUGUAAAGAUGUACCUUGGAUACAAACACCUGAAAUCAGUGCAGAUUUGGAGAAAGCUUAUUUGGCAGGGAAUGUAAACCAUGAGAUUAAUACCCACAAAGUCAACUUGAUGAACAAGACUUUGGUUGAUGACUAUGGGAGAAGCAGCAAUGUGGAAAGGACAUGUCUGCUGGAUCGUUUUGAGUCUCUCAAAAAUUCAUUUUAUUCAAGAACACCUGAGACCAGGAAUGAUUAUGUUGGAAAAGAACCAUGGAAAGCCCUUAAUGUUGUAAAGAAGGAGAAGCUAGAGAACAUUGCGCUGAAGCAGCUGUUCAAAAUGAAUAUGCAGAGAUUGAAUGACAAACCGAAGUGCCUCUACCAGCGUGUGUCCGCUCAGUUCUGUGAUCUCAUCUGCAGAGUAGGCUUUCAGAAAGAGUUCGCACCUCCUGCAGAGCAAAGGUAUGGCAGUGGAAUAUACUUCAGCAGUACAGUCGAUGGAGCAAUGAAGCUGUGGAAAGACCAGGAACAUGAGCAGUACAUCUACAUCAUUCAAGCCCAGGUCCUCACUGGGAAGUCCACUAUUGGUUCCCCACAUCAUAUUUUGCCCCCUCCCUUACAUGGAGACCCUUUAGAUCGUUAUGAUAGCUUGUCUGACAUGUUGCAGACAUAUGUCAUCUUCAAUGGCCAGCAAGCUCUUCCUGAAUACCUGAUCAUAUAUACCAGAUAAAGCCAUGUGUAAAGAUGCACAGAGCAAAAUGCAAACACAGAUAACAUAAUUUUUUUUAGGGCAAAUUUAUGGUUGGAUAUGUAGAUUUUCAAAACACUAAUUUUUUUAAAUAUAAAAAAAAAGGCACAGACAGUGUUAUGUCCAAUGACAGAUUCUCUUUUAUGUUAUCUACACUCUCUAUUGAUUUCUUUUUGUGGUUGUUUCUGUCUCCUCCUCCUCUGGUUCCUCCCACUCUUUCCAGUAGGCAGUAAUUGAUUGCCUUUUUCAGCUGCACCUGCUCACCAGCUGAGAAGCUGAGAAGCAGUAUAAAAGCUGAGCAUAACUCUCAGAAGAUGAGACCUUCUCUCUAGAGCAUGUCCUGUGUCCAGUCCAGCUCAGCUCAGCGUAGUUUGUAGAAGCCAUUUGUGAUUCUGUAUGGUUGUUUAUCUUCGUUAAUGCAAAGAAUGGUUGACUAACUUUCUGUUGCUGUUAGAAGCUCUUGCUAAACUUUGUGCUCUGUGAUGAGCAAGAUAUUUCAAGUUACUCAGCCUAGAGGUUUGCUGUUUUAAUUAGUCUCUUCCUGCAUUACCAACUGCUUAAACAGAUACUCUCUUGAUUGAUUCUUUGUUUCCCUAUUGGAAGCUGUAGGGAGGUGGUUGCCUUUUUUUCUUUUUGUACUUUUUGAAAGUUUUGUCCUGGUUUGAGGAUUAGAUCGGGGAGAGAGUAUAUAAUUUUUAUUUUUAUAUAUUUUUUAAACGGUUUAGAAUGUCUAAAAGAAAAGAGAUGCAUAAUUUUUUUUUUUUUUGCCAUUGUUCCCCCUCAAGUUUUUUUUUUUUUUUUUUUUGCUUUUCUCUUAAUCAUGUGCACUCCAAGCUGUUAAUAAAGCCUGUUAAAGGGAUCUUGUUGUAAUGGUGGUUGUUGUUGUGCUGUGGCAGAUGCUCCUCUUAAACCUUCACCUUUAAAUCUUCCUUUAAAUCUUCAAAACCCCUCUUGUAAGAUGUAAUAGACCGUAAAUAAUGUGCAAAAAUAAGGAAUUAAGGUCUUCGUAAUCAUUAGUCUAAAUUAGACAUCACUGGAUGAGUGAUAGAUUUAAUCUUUCAGAUUUUUCCUCACAGGUCUUGGAUUAACUACUGUGCUGUUAAAAUUAUUUUUCAGUGUUUUAAAAUUUAUUUUAAUGAGUUUUAUAAACCCUUGUAUUGAAAAUAUAUAUAUCUUUGGAAUGAAAUGCUCACAACAGAAUGCAAAUCAGAGCAAAUAUGUUUUUACUAUAUGUUUAAAGGUGUCAAAUGAUGCAAUUUCAAGUUAAUUUCUCUUUGGAGUUUUACAAGCUGUUCAUGAAUGGAUAAGGAGCCUAAAGUUGCAAAGACUUAAAGUCUCAAACCAAAAGAGAUAAUCUAUUGGAUAUAUGGACACUCGUCUGUGCCCUCCUAAAAUGCCUUGUUUAAAUGCCCCCACAUGUCUACGUCACUGUGUGGGAAGAUUUCCAUAAUACCACCCAAAUGUUUAUUCAAAUAAAGAAGGUGUAACUUUGAUUCAUGCUGUUGCCGCCAGCGAUAUGUUGUGGAGAUGCUGCGUUUCACUGUGACAGCGAAACUAGUUUGUUUGGUCUUCCAAAAGAGGACACAGAACAGUUCAACCCAAAUAUUUGUGUGUGUACAAUGCAUUUUAUGUAGGACUGUUUCCUGAACCUGGGAGAGUAGCCUAGAAUGCUGGAUGUUCCAACUCACUCGUGACUUAUACUGUCUUUUUAUGUUGUGUUGCAUAACGCGCCGCAUAAACAUAAAACCAUUUUAGAAAGCCUGGGCUUGGAGGAGCAUUAGUAAUGUACAGUAUGUGGAAAAUGAUGUUUUUUGAACUUUAAACCACAUAAACAUAUUUCAUUUCACCAAUUAAAUUCAUUUAUUCAUAAAUGCAAUACAAAUGACCAUUUCGAUUACAAAUGAUUACUGAUGUUUAUUUAUCAGUAAUCUAAGACUUUCUAUUCAUGUUAUGUGAUCUGUACAACUGAAUUAUACUGAAUGCUUUGACUCAAAUAAAAGCCAACAUUUAACUAAA